Messenger RNA from Salvelinus namaycush (lake trout), 1623 nucleotides. RefSeq names its product gastric inhibitory polypeptide-like. Lineage: Eukaryota; Metazoa; Chordata; Actinopteri; Salmoniformes; Salmonidae. The record is from RefSeq and is a predicted model, not a curated record. The transcript has 4 exons. Gene Ontology annotation, molecular function: hormone activity; glucagon receptor binding. Gene Ontology annotation, biological process: response to starvation; regulation of fatty acid biosynthetic process; regulation of insulin secretion. Gene Ontology annotation, cellular component: extracellular region. Bases 1124 to 1447 code for a protein of 107 amino acids.
UUCACUUCAAUCACCAAUAUGUCACACCUGUGUGCUCUUUAUCCUGUACUCAUAAACAUUUCCAUGUUUUUGCUUUUAGGGAUAAAUACGAGGGCUUAGUUGAUGUUCGGCCGGCAAGGUAGAGACGUGUUUUCUGCUUUCUCUGUGAUGCAUAUUAUUUACAUUUUUUUCUUUCUGCAUUGUUAGGAAGGGCCCGUAAGUAAGCAUUUCACUGUUAGUUUACACCUGUUGUUAACAAAGUAUGUGACAAAUACAAUUUCAUUCGAUAUUGUGAGAGACAGGUGGGUUUAGCCUGGUCACUCCUUUAGCAACCUAAAAUGACCAUGAUGAAUAAAAAACAAACAGUAACAGCAUUAGCAUAUUUACCAUUACACCAUCGUUCAUAUUUAAGACAAAUCAUGUUUUCCGAUCUCAAGGACCAUUUUAGAUUUAAAUUUAGCUACACGUAACCCAAAACAGGUUACAGCAUUGAAAACAUUCACCUUUUACUUCAUUCCCUUAUCUUCUAGUUUGACCAUAAGCUGUUCACGUCUCAAUUGUUUCCCAUCUAGCACCAUUCAGAUUAGCCUAAUAGCCCAGAAAGGUUUCCACUGAUCAUAUUAAGGGUAGUUACCUCCAAUCUAGAGAACAAUUUUAAACAUCCUAUUAUUUUACUCAGUGAGGAAAAACAGGCUUAAAAGUUUUGAAUUUAUUAGAAAGCUUGCUUAUCGGAAGUAUGUGUAUAUUAUUGCCCUAAUGUAGUGGAACUAAGGUGUUAUUCCUGUUGAUAUGCCGGUGUUGCCACAAAUCACCUCUGAGAAACUGUAUAAAAGGACCAAUGUCUUGUAGCAAUUCACAAAAAGCCUGCAUCUCUCACUGAAGAAUAUCCAUUCACAAGGUAAGAUAGUUUUCAAAAUAUACCCUUCCAGUAUUCUGUUGUUCCAACUAUACAUUUCUACUUAAUACAUGCAAUCUUGUGUCUAGCUUACUGUAUGUGUAAUACAUUUACAGAAAUAUAACAGUUAUUUAGAAAUAUAAAGGCAUCCCUAUAUUGUAAGUGUAAGACAUUCUCCACAAUUGCAGUUUUUUUUCUCUUCCUGACUUUCUCUGACUCUCGCUUCUCUCCUCGUUUAGUUUUGUCACCAUGAAGGUAGCUUUGUUUUCACUGGUGCUUCUCUGCCUGGCUGGGAUGCUGCAUGCUGAAGUCCUGUCCCAGUCUGACGAGAACAGUCUCACAGAAAAUGGACAGGGUUUGGGGAGAAGAUAUGCAGAGUCAACCAUCGCCAGUGACAUGAGCAAAAUCAUGGACUCCAUGGUGCAGAAGAAUUUUGUCAACUUCCUGCUCAACCAGAGAGAGAAAAAGAGCAUGUCUAAUGUCACUCCAGAGGAAGAUCCAGAGGCUCGGCUGUACAACAAUCUCCUGAAAAUGCUUGCACUGUGCAUUCGCAGCAAGGGACAGAUCCAUUGAUGUUUUGAAGAAUAUCAACAAAUGAUCAACAUAGGUGGGAGAGUAAUGCAAAGAAGUCAACCAAAACAUUAUGACAAUUUGGAGGAAAAUGUAUGCUUUCUAUUUUUGUGUACACAAUAUAUAUUGUAAAGUUAGAAAUAUGAAUCCAGCAUGUCUGAAGUUUUUCAUAAAUAUUU